Corticium candelabrum is the source of this 1309-nucleotide messenger RNA. Its product is annotated as methionine aminopeptidase 1-like. NCBI's taxonomy places the organism in Eukaryota, Metazoa, Porifera, Homoscleromorpha, Homosclerophorida, Plakinidae. Gene Ontology annotation, cellular component: cytosol. The transcript has a single exon. The record is from RefSeq and is a predicted model, not a curated record. Gene Ontology annotation, biological process: proteolysis. Bases 1 to 1131 code for a protein of 376 amino acids. Gene Ontology annotation, molecular function: metalloaminopeptidase activity.
AUGGCGUCGGCCGGCCAUGUGUGUGAAACUCCGGGCUGCGGAAAGCCGUCGAAACUCCAGUGUCCGACGUGCAUCAAACUAGAGAUAAACAACAGCUACUUCUGCUCGCAGGAAUGCUUCAAAGGCUACUGGAAGCACCACAAGGACCUACACAAGACGCCGCAACUUUCCGCCUCCAGAUCGUCACAGAAGGACUCCUACAAUCCGUGGCCGGGAUUUGUAUUUACAGGAAAGCUGAGACCGUGGCCUGUGACCGCCAAACGCGACGUACCGGAUCACAUCCGGCGGCCAGACUACGCCAAAGAUGGCCAACCAAUGAGCGAGAAGCAGGCGCGUUUGAGCACUCAGAUCCGGGUUCUAAACGAAACCGAUAUCUCCCGGAUGAGACGGACUUGUAGUCUAGCGCGAGAGGUACUCGAUUUGGCGGGAAAAGCUAUACGCGUGGGCGUGACCGCGGACGAGAUCGACCGGGUUGUACACGAGGCAUGCAUCGAGAGGGAGUGCUAUCCGUCGCCUCUUAAUUAUUUUCACUUCCCGAAGUCGUGCUGUACAUCCGUCAACGAAGUCAUCUGCCACGGGAUUCCCGACCUACGACCGUUCGAAGACGGCGAUAUCGUCAAUGUUGAUGUCACUGUGUAUCAUGAUGGUUACCAUGGCGAUCUGAACGAGACCUAUUUUGUUGGUAACGUCGACGACGAGGGAAAACGGAUUGUGAACGUCGCGUACGAAUGUCUGGAUCAGGCGAUCCGGGCCGUGAAGCCGGGCGUGAGAUAUCGAGACAUUGGAGGCAUCAUACAGAGACACGCCCACGCAAACGGAUGCUCGGUCGUUCGGACGUACUGUGGGCACGGCAUCCACGAACUCUUCCACACGGCGCCGAGCGUGCCGCACUACGCAAGGAACAAGGCGAUCGGCGUGAUGAGACCAGGACACUGUUUCACUAUCGAGCCGAUGAUCAAUCUGGGAACGUGGAAGGACGAUACGUGGCCGGACGAUUGGACGGCCGUGACACAGGACGGCAGGCGGUCGGCUCAGUUUGAGCAAACUUUGUUGGUGACAGAAGUGGGAUGCGACGUAUUGACGAAACGACUGGAAGACGAUGGAAAGCCACUUUUCUUUAGUCAAACGUGAUUGGAGUAAUGCAACGUGUUGGCAUCGUGGAUUAAGAUGUGGCCAUUUUGUUGAUCGUUUUGUGUACAUUUAGUGAUAGUGGUAACAUUGAUAUUAAAUAGUUAUAAUCGUAUUUGUCGAGUACAAUGAUUUCAUAUAAUAGCAAACCAUAACAUCAAUCCGUAAACAAAUUUGAUGU